AUGUUCAAGAAUAGGUACAAUCUAUUGCUCACAGUACUAUCGCUUGUGUCUUUGGUACAGUCAGCUCCUAUUUGUGGUGCCAAUGAUGCUCAAGUGAAUCUUGCAAAGAAGGUAAAACGGAAAGUUGUGGAAGUUACGAGGACCGUGGCUACAGUCAGUGCAACCUCCUAUUACUAUACCACAACACAUACAGUUACUGCUCCCUUAGUGGAGGUGGUGAUUAGCGGUGAUUUGACGUAUACUGUGACUUUGACUUCUAAUGUUCCAACAGAAUCUCAAGGCCAAACGAUCACUUCCAUCGCUGCUAGCCAGGAAUCCAUUGCCAGUGGAUUGUCAAGUGCUGUACAUGCAUCAUCCUCUAAUAAUGGAGGUUAUGUUAGCUCAUGGUCAUCUGAUAGUUUUUUGAUUCCAAGUAAUAGUGCUACAGUCGGUGCUUCUACCCCUACUCAAUCAAUAUCUUCCAUGCCAACAUCCACUUCUACUACAAAGAGUGAUACUACUACUUUAUCAUCAGUUACAUCCUCGUCAUCAUCUUCUGAGUCGUCUACAUCAUCAUCUUCUGAGUCGUAUACAUCAUCAUCUUCUGAGUCGUCUACAUCUACAUCAUCGUCAUCAUCGUCAUCCUCCUCCUCUACUUUGAAAAUAACCUCAACUACAUCUUCUUCAACCUCUUCCUCUUCUUCUUCCUCAAAUACAUCUUCUUCUGGAUCAUCCUCAGACUCGACCUCUAUCUCAACUGCAUCCUCUACUUCUGAGUCAGUGGCAUCUACUUUGGAUAUCUCAGUUACCUCCACUCUAAGCAGCACCUUCUCUAGUGCUGUUUCUACCAUCAUCCCAACGGCUUUGGCAUACUCUCCUUAUAAUGAUGAUGGAUCGUGUAAAGACUAUGAUUCUGUUUCUUCUGACCUUCAAAAGAUUUCAGAUAGAAGUAUUCCCGCCAUAAGAGUGUACGGUACUGAUUGCAAUUACUUGGAUACCGUUUUACCUAUUGCUUCGCUGCUUGGGAUAAAGGUUAAUCAAGGGUUCUGGUUUUCAUCAACCGAUCUUGAUCCAAUCCAAGAAUCUGCUGCCGCGUUAAUUGCUUAUGUCAAAACAACCACAGAGGGUUGGGACUUAUUCGAAUGUAUCACCAUUGGUAACGAAGCAAUUAAUGGUGGGUAUAUGGAAGCUUCUUCUUUGAUGACCAUCAUCACGGCCAUAAAAAAGACUUUACGUAAUAGUGGGUACAAUGGAUUAAUCACCACUGCCGAACCCCCAGUGAGUUUUGAAGACAACCCUGAAUUAUGUUCUGGUGAUUUACUUGACUUUGUGGCAAUAAAUCCUCACUCUUAUUUUGAUGCCUCCAUUGAUGCCACUCAGGCAGGUAGCUUUGUGGUUGGUCAGCAAAAGAUUGUGGAAGACAUUUGCCCCGGCAAGGAAGUCAUCAUCUCAGAGACUGGCUACCCAAGUUCUGGUGAUACUAAUGGUUUGAACGUACCAAGUGCUGAAAACCAAAAGGCAGCAAUUAAAUCCAUUUUAGAAUGCACCAACGGGGAAGUAACAAUUCUAACGAUGUACAAUGAUAUGUGGAAAUCUCCAGGCUCAUAUAAUAUUGAACAAUAUUUCGGCGUAUACGAACUCUUAGAUUGA
Saccharomycopsis crataegensis is the source of this 1629-nucleotide messenger RNA. It is a transcript of the gene SCW11, whose product is annotated as putative glucan endo-1,3-beta-D-glucosidase. Bases 1 to 1629 code for a protein of 542 amino acids. Gene Ontology annotation, molecular function: glucan endo-1,3-beta-D-glucosidase activity. Gene Ontology annotation, cellular component: cell surface; extracellular region; fungal-type cell wall. Gene Ontology annotation, biological process: cell wall organization. Lineage: Eukaryota; Fungi; Ascomycota; Saccharomycetes; Ascoideales; Saccharomycopsidaceae. The transcript has a single exon. The record is from RefSeq and is a predicted model, not a curated record.